Molecule: messenger RNA, 1984 nt
Organism: Suillus plorans
Lineage: Eukaryota; Fungi; Basidiomycota; Agaricomycetes; Boletales; Suillaceae
Exons: 2
Coding region: 128-1789 (553 amino acids)
Source: RefSeq, a predicted model, not a curated record
UCCCUCCGACAUUAACCUCCUCAAGAAAACGUGUUCUCAACGUGUUUUUAUAGCUGCCCUUUAACCCUGGGAGGUUUACGAGAAAAUAUCACUGAACUUCUUUGUUCUUCGAUUAGACGUGCCGUCGAUGAACCACAACCAGGCUAGCGUCAGCAGCAAUACUCAGGAAGAUUUUGAUGAGAUAACACAACAGAUUCGGGUACUCCAGUCUUCACAGGACGAGCUGUCUCGCUCGAUCCGCAAUCUACAGGUCCGUGCAGCUCGCAUACAGAAUCAGAAGGCAGCGGUAUCAUGUAUCCCCUCUGAUGUCCUUUCGAUGAUAUUCGAGGAGUGCCGUCAGCUCAAUCCACAAUGGUCUGGCAUUCUCUUCCUUCUCCACCAGUCUCCCGUUGAGGUACGACUGUCGCAUGUAUCAAGUCAUUGGCGUGAGGUAGCCCUCACCUCGCCUUCCCUGUGGUCCUCUAUUCACUACCCGUUCUCGCAUAAAGAGGAUUCGCUCAUGGAAUAUUUGAAGAGGUCAGAUGGGUCAUUUCUCGAUGUAUACAUCGGGCCAUGGAGACAGCACCCUCAGAUUGAGCACGUGUUGACCAAUAUUAUCUUACCACACCUUCCCCGUUUCAGACAAUUGGUUCUUGACGCAGUUUCACGAGAGGCUUUGGCGUCGCUCCUUGCAACGUUUCGUAGCGUGUCUGCCCCUGCUUUGACACGGCUGCGAGUGAUGUGCAGAGGACCAAUGUCGACUGCAGGUCCCAUUGCUUCUGCAAAACUCUUCACCAAGGGAGCUCCUUUGUUAUCCGAUGUCAGGCUCGACAGCGUUGCAGUCAUCCUGCCCAAAACAAAAGCAAAGACACUCCAUUUUUGCCCACCACCAGGGUCACCCUUCCCGCUCACACGCGAAAAACUCUUCCGAGCAAUGUCAGCAUUCCCGUUUCUCCGCAGGCUCCAUGUGAAAUCGGCUAUAGAGCUGAAUAUUCUAGCCCCUAUUCCGCCUAUCCUCUUGCCUUCAUUGAGGGAAUUAGUGGUGCAUGGCCUCGCCGUGUCCACGGGCAUACGUAUAUUUGACGUGAUAUCCACGCCUAAUAUCGAGAGCCUCUACCUCGUGGAUAUGAAUUGCUCCGCAAUAUCUGCAAUUCACAGAUUCAUGACACAGUCUUAUCCGGAUGCGUUCCAGUCCUUGCAGGCGUUACGGUAUAUCAAGUGCGAGUUUAGCGAGGACAUGGACAUUCAUUUCCUUCGCGCAACCCCUGGUGUCUCCCAACUGCUUGUACCUGUCGACAAAACAAAUUACCUGAUACGCAUGCUCGUGAACAGUGAUAAACAAGCGGCCAUUCACGGCUGCCCACCACUGUGGCCAAAGUUGCGCACUGUUACCCUGCACACACACGAGUACUGCGCGCAGGUGGUCGGCGCGGGUGGUGUCCCUGACGACGAGCCUUCACCUACGAUGAACCUCCUUCAGGAAUUGGUCACAGGGCGAAAAGUGUUGGGCAGACCGCUCAGCAAGCUCAGCUUUAAAGGACCAAAUGCAGUACCCUUUUCGAACGAGUUCCACUGGGGGCUUAAUCGAGUGAAAGAGUUCAUAUCUACCGAGGUUGUUUUCUGUCAAAUCCCUGCCCUGCUAUACGAUGGAGGGCAGGAAUACGACUGGGCUGUUGUCGCUGAGGCAUAUGGCAUGCAGUUGCGGCAGUUUCUCCAACAGGUUCAAGGCAUACGGCAGCAGUUAGCUACUAUUCUUCCACCCAAUUUUUCGUUCCAGCAGCUACGAAGACGGGUAGACGCAUCAGCGUGAUAGAUAUUCUACAAGUCUGGCUCAUACCCUCCGCGUACUUGUUCAUCAGUUUCAGCAUUAAUUAGGGCUUAGUUAUGGUCUUUAAGACGUUAUAUUUCGUUUUUCAUAAUUUCGGUUUGGAACGUUCUGCUAGUUCCUGUGCUUCUUUACCCAAUGCUCCCUCAGCGACGAGCUGCCUCAUGUCCUCCUCAGACA